Messenger RNA from Salvelinus fontinalis (brook trout), 3987 nucleotides. Its product is annotated as zinc finger protein 883-like. Bases 250 to 2118 code for a protein of 622 amino acids. The transcript is spliced from 2 exons. NCBI's taxonomy places the organism in Eukaryota, Metazoa, Chordata, Actinopteri, Salmoniformes, Salmonidae. Gene Ontology annotation, biological process: negative regulation of transcription by RNA polymerase II; regulation of immune system process; regulation of cytokine production. The record is from RefSeq and is a predicted model, not a curated record.
UGGACGGUUCUUCAUAAACAGCUCGUCAACCACCUCGGUAGCUUGCUAGCCAACAUAGCCGAAAGAUUCAAGCUAUUUAUACGCUUUCGGUGUAUAUUAGCUACUGUGUUUUCGACACACUUAGGUCGUAUCUAGUUGUUAAUCUAUUUAAUAUUACGUUAUUUUGUAUUAGUCAGCUGUAGUAGCUGGCUGUUUAAAUUAGCACUAGCCUAGUCGCUAAUGAUAGCUAGCUAGCUAACAUCCCCGACCAUGAGGUCAGUAAGCUUCUCCCCUCUUGUUAAAGAAGAGGUCUGCUGGACGGAGAAAGAGGGUCUGGGGCUGAACAUUGUCGUGAAAGAGGAGGGUGAGGCUGUUACAGUGAAAGAAGAAGAGAUAGACGUUUCAGUGAAAGAAGAGGAAGACGCGUUCAGAGUGAAAAAGGAGGAGGAUGUUACAGUAAAAGAGGCGGAAGAGAAAGAGGAGGAUGCAGUUUAUGGAGUGAAGGAGGAAGGGGAGAUUACUGUCACAUUGAAAGAUGAAGAGGAGGAGAUAGGAGAUCUGAUUCACACCAGAGAGAGACGGGACUAUCGUGGAUCCUCUGGGAAUCCUCAACAACCUCAUGAUGCUGACGAGGCAGAGAAGAGUCUCUCCACAUCAGAACUCCUCCAGAAACACCAGCAGAGACCCACAGGGAAGAAAUCUCAUUGCUGCUCUGACUGUGGGAAAGGUUGCAAAUCUUCAUCAGAACUUAAAAUACACGCGCGAGUACACACAGGAGAGAAACCUUAUAGCUGUGAUCAAUGUGGGAAGAGUUUUGGUAGAUCUGACCAGCUGACAUCACACCAGAGAAUACACACAGGAGAGAAACCUUAUAGGUGUGAUCAAUGUGGGAAGAGAUGUACUACAUCAAGCAAUCUGACUUCACACCAGAGAACACACGCAGGAGAGAAAUCUUAUAGCUGUGGUCAAUGUGGGAAGAGUUUUUUUCAAUCUUGCUCUCUGACUGUACACCAGAGAACACACGCACAACACACAGGAGAGAAACCUUUUAGCUGUGGUCAAUGUGGGAAGGGUUUUGAUAGAUCUGGCCAGCUGACAUCACACCAGAGAAUACACACAGGAGAGAAACCUUAUAUCUGUGCUCAAUGUGGGAAUAGUUUUACUACAUCAAGCAAUCUGACUUCACACCAGAGAAUACACACAGGAGAGAAAUCUCAUAGUUGUGAUCAAUGUGGGAAGAGUUUUGGUGCAUCUUGCUAUCUGACAGUGCACCAGAGAAUACACACAGGAGAGAAACCUUAUAGCUGUGGUCAAUGUGGGAAGAGUUUUGGUAGAUCUGGCCAGCUGACAUCACACCAGAGAAUACACACAGGAGAGAAACCUUAUAGCUGUGGUCAAUGUGGGAAGAGAUGUACUACAUCUUACUCUCUGACUGUACACCAGAGAAAACACACAGGAGAGAAACCUUAUAGCUGUGGUCAAUGUGGGAAGAGUUUUGUUCAAUCUGGCUCUCUGACUGUACACCAGAGAACACACACACAACACACAGGAGAGAAACCUUUUAGCUGUGGUCAAUGUGGGAAGAGUUUUGGUAGAUCUGGCCAGCUGACAUCACACCAGAGAAUACACACAGGAGAGAAACCUCAUAGUUGUGAUCAAUGUGGGAAGAGUUUUAUGACAACAAGCAAUCUGACUUCACACCAGAGAACACACACAGGAGAGAAACCUCAUAGUUGUGAUCAAUGUGGGAAGAGUUUUACGACAUCAAGCAAUCUGACUUCACACCAGAGAACACACACAGGAGAGAAACCUUAUAGCUGUGAUCAAUGUGGGAUGAGUUUUACUAUAUCUAGCUCUCUGACUUCACACCAGAGAACACACACAGGAGAGAAACCUUAUAGCUGUGAUCAAUGUGGGAAGAGUUAUACUACAUCAAGCCAUCUGACUUCACACCAGAGAACACACACAGGAGAUAAAUCUUAUAGUUGUAAUCAAUGUGGGAAGAGUUUUCCUACAUCAUUCCAGCUGACUUCACACCAGAGAACACACACAGGAGAGAAACCUCAUAGCUGUGAUCAAUGUGACAAGAGAUACUCUGAUAAAAGAUCUCUGAUCAAACAUAAAAAAAUACAUACAUGAAGUUGUUUCAUGAUAUCAAUGAAAUAACGUCACAAUGUAGAAUGUUUUAACAUUGUAGUAGGAGUAUUUUAAUGAUGUCACAAUGUAGAAUGUUUUAACAUUGUAGUAGGAGUAUUUUAAUGAUGUUCUACCUUAUCCUUAUCCUUUGCCCUGUUCAAUUGAUUGCAGCAUGAUAUUGAUAUUAGCCUCAGGGGAAAUAUAGGCUCUGAAUUGAAAGAGUAUUAUUUAACAAAAAGUGACUAACAAAAAAAGAGCUGUGUUACACUUACUGCGUUGGUGACCCACUUUAAUCAAAAUGCAGCACUUCAAAAUGUAGCUAGCUGUUUUCUACAAGUUGAAAAAGCUGCUUGUUUAAAAAAAUACAUGUAAUAUGAUAAUUGUUGCAGAUGUUUGUGUAUUUACACACUUGAAAGCAGUAUAAUAAAUUGGUCUAUAAUCAAUUUUAUUAACAAUCUGACAUCACUCCAGGAUUUCUUGACAACAUUCAAAUGCUAAUUGUCUUUAUUCCACUACUGAAGAAGCAUGACUCAAAAGUAAUCAUAAUUAUUCAUGCAACCAGCUGACCGUUUUUGUGUAUAAUUAUAUUGACAAUGUUGCCCUGCUUUUAGAAUAUCAGGAUUCAUUCUCAGAUGUGCUAACCCAAAUGCAUGACAUUGGGGACUGGGCCCGAUCCAACAACAUGCCUAUCGAGUGAACCCUGAAAAGAGAGAGAGAAGUAAGGUUGAAAGUUACUACGGAUAUUGCAGGAGUUGGUUGCUGAUUGUCUCAAGGGUGGGCAGUCAACAAGUUUUGCGUUUAGCCAGUGCGUUGCCAUGGAUCACAAUUUAUUUUGACUGCACGUUUUUCCGUAUUGGAGAUGAGAUUUAGUUUUUUGGGCUCGUUCCAAGGGGACCAGAGUUCUAGAAGCUAGUGAGUUUUAGGAAGAGGAGAGUUCUAGUAGCCAGUACUAUAAUACUAUUGUAUAUUAUUAUUAUUUAUAUUAUUAUUUAGAAAUAUGUGUUUUUUCUUGUUUUUAAUUGUUGACAGCCAGUAGACACUAUGUUUAUAUUGUAGUUGAUUAUGUGAAAUGGAAGUUGUUUUCUGUUGGGGGUGAGCAUACUUGUCCAACAAAAAUAUAGGAUAUAUUUGUUGUCUAAAGGGGGAAGGUGUUACGGGCUUUGGUUUUUCCAUUUAUGUUUUGAGGUUGGACUUUAACACGUAUAGCUCGUUAGCACGUAUAGCUCGUUAGCACGUAUAGUUCGUUAGCUCGUAUAGCUCGUCAGCACGUUUAACUCGUUAACAUGUAGGACGCACUGAUUGGUGUCACCUCGUUAGUCAGUAUGUGUUACACCUGUGCUGGCUUGUCCAUCUCGUUAGUGGGAAGGUGUUUCACCUGAGCUGGUCCAGGUUCUAUUUAAGAGUGUCUGGCCCAGUGCGCCAGUUGUCUUGAUAGAUGUGGAGAGUCAACACCUUUAGUUGCUCCACCUUUUUGGUUUGCGUCCUGUCUAAGUUUGGUGUGGGUUUUUAUAUUGUUUGCCUCUUCUUGGGCAGAUUUAGUGGGUCUCAUGGUGGGUGUCUUUUAGGUCCCAGUUGUUGUUACUAGUCAACUUUCAUUCGACACCCCCAUAGUGUCUUUGAGAACCCCUCCUAAAAAACAAGCUUAUAUUUUGGGUUGGAUAUUGCAUCCAAUUAGUGUUUUAAUCAAUGGCAUUUCCUUAGAAUGCUCAUUAGUCUUUCAGUUGUUAAUCUUCUGUUUUUUUUUAUCCUGUUAUUUUUGUGUACUAAGUAUUUCUGUUUAUUUUCAUUGUUUUCUCCUGUGAAGCCAUUGUGUUGCAUCCAUGUCUAAAAUGUGCUGUAUAAAUAAAGCUUGAUUUGAUUUCAACAAAUGAA